Funneliformis geosporum is the source of this 1638-nucleotide messenger RNA. The record is from the annotation of a GenBank genome assembly. Lineage: Eukaryota; Fungi; Glomeromycota; Glomeromycetes; Glomerales; Glomeraceae.
AUGGAAAAUUUCAAUUCCCAACAAAGAUUUGAAAUUAAAAGAGUCAAAAAUAUUUCCGGUGAUUACUUAGUUGUUGAUGAAAUUAAAUGGGUAAUUAGAGAAUUUAAAGAAAAUCCAGGAGAUUGGAAAAUUGGAAUGGACGGGGGACAAACUUAUCUUAUCCAUAAUUCCGCCCAAGGAAAGGAUAAAAUUGAAUUUGGAACUUUAAUUCACAAUCAGCAAAAGUUUACAGGAAGUUUAAUUUUUAAUUCUGAUGCUAUGAUUAGAGUCAAGGAUUUAAACAAAGCGGAACAAAAAGCGGUUGGAUAUAAUAAGUCGGAACAAAGAUUACAAGAAUUUUCUUUAACUACUCCACAAAAAAAUGAUAAUAAAAUUAGCACUGGCAAAGUUUUCGGUGUUAUAGGAAUUAUUGGUGUUUUAUUAUUUGCUAGUGUAGCAAUAUUAAGAAAGAGGUUGAAUAAUAAAAUUGAAAAUAAGGAACAAGUUAACUUAGAAGAGGAAGUUCAACGAUUAAAGAAGAAAUUAAGUUCUUUAAGAAGUGAGAUUGAUAUUCUCUCCGAUAGCACCAGAAAAGAUCUGUUAAAAAAAAAGUUACUUUUUCUUGAAGACUUGAUGAAUAACUUUUCUGAUCAAGAAAAACAGAAUAAAUCAACUAUUAAAAGGCUAGAAAAAGAGAUUAAAAAGUUAAAAGAAAAAUUAAAGAAUGAUGAGCCUGAUAGAGACCCAGAGCCAGAUGAUGAUGAAAAUAACAAAGAUCAUCCUCAAAUAAAAAAAAUAUUAAACCAAGGAAAGAUAAAAGAAAGCAAAAGAUUUACUAUUUGCUAUAAGAAAGAAGAUUCUCAUCAAGAAAAUAGAAAACAAGUUAGAGAUAAUCUUACUAUCAAAAGGACUGAUAUUUAUCGAAAUCAUAAAAAAUUAGAGGAAACACUUUCAACCCAGUUGGCUUUACUUGAAUCGAGUGUAGAAGAAGAACCUUUACGGGAUGAAUUGAAACAAGAAUUUUAUAAAGAAGGAGGAUACUGUGUGGGCGAGACCAAAAAUAUUAAAAGUGUUGAGUUCAAAUGUGAAGGAAGCAAUUAUCGUAUAAUAGACACACCAGGAUUUGGAGAUACAAGUCUAACCGAGAAGGAAAUAUUAAAUAAAAUUGCUGAGGCUGUUCACGAAGCAAGGGAUGGAAUAACUCAAAUUUUCUUUAUUAUUGGAGGUAGGUUUAGCAAGGCCGAAAUAGAUACUUAUGAAGCAGUUUAUAAAUUGUUUUCUAAGGCUAUUUGUGAUGAAAAUGUUGCCAAGUAUAUUACCAUUGUGCGUACUCAUUUUAAAGACUUUAAAAAUGAAGGUGAAUGUCAGACUGACAUUAAUUUAAUGUUAAAUGACCAUGGUGAACUUUCGGAAAUUAUUACAGAAGUAAUUAAUGAAGGAGGAAAAGGCAAAAUUAUUCAUGUAGACAAUGAUACUUUUCAACUUCGUACUGAUUCAAGAAAAAUACUCCUUGAUCGUUUGCAAAAAUGCCGAGGAGUUUAUAAACCUGAAAGCAUUGAUGAGUUAAAUAGAAAAAUUAGUGGAUCAUUGAGAGAAAAACAGGAUUUGUUGGAAGAAGUUAACUUACUUAAGAGAGAAAUAGAUAAUCUAAAAAAAUGA